Puma concolor (puma) is the source of this 1388-nucleotide messenger RNA. It is a transcript of the gene NIPAL4, whose product is annotated as NIPA like domain containing 4. Gene Ontology annotation, cellular component: membrane. Gene Ontology annotation, biological process: magnesium ion transport. Gene Ontology annotation, molecular function: magnesium ion transmembrane transporter activity. The record is from RefSeq and is a predicted model, not a curated record. NCBI's taxonomy places the organism in Eukaryota, Metazoa, Chordata, Mammalia, Carnivora, Felidae.
UCCUCCCCGAGGACCGUCCCCCUCUGGGGCGCGUCAUUCUCUCCACCCCUGGGGCCGACCCCGGCAGCCUCUGGCACGCCGGCCACGCGGGGGACGAGUCUCGGCCACCUGCUCCGGCACCGGGGAACCCGGGGCGCCAGCAGCCCGCGCGUCGGUCGGUGCGCGCAGGGCCCAUGGAGCUGCGGGCCAGCAACACCAGCUGCCAGAACGGUUCCCUGAUCAGCCUUUACUGCUCCUCCCAACAAGUCCUGUGCCAGAUCGUCAGUGACCUCAGCCCCCAGGUGCCCAGCAAUGUCACCUCUACCAGCUGGAAGGAGAGGUUCAGGCAGAGCUACGGCUUCUACAUUGGUCUGGGCCUGGCCUUCUUGUCCAGCUUCCUCAUCGGCAGCAGUGUCAUCCUCAAGAAGAAAGGCCUUCAACGACUGGUGGCCUCGGGGGCCACACGGGCUGUGGACGGAGGGUAUGGCUACCUGAAGGAUGCCAUGUGGUGGGCUGGAUUUCUCACCAUGGCUGCUGGAGAGGUUGCCAACUUCGGGGCCUACGCAUUUGCUCCUGCGACAGUUGUCACGCCUCUGGGAGCGCUGAGUGUCCUCAUAAGUGCUGUCCUGUCCUCAUACUUCCUGGGAGAGAGUCUGAAUCUGCUGGGGAAGCUGGGCUGUGUGAUCUGUGUGGCCGGCAGCACAGUGAUGGUGAUACACGCCCCCGAGGAAGAGAAGGUCUCCACCGUCGUUGAGAUGGCUGCCAAGAUGAAAGACACAGGGUACAUCGUGUUUGCUGUGCUUCUGCUGGUGUUCUGCCUCAUCCUCAUCUUCGUCAUCGCCCCACGCUAUGGACAAAGGAACAUCCUCGUUUACAUCAUCAUCUGCUCUGUGAUUGGGUCCUUCUCCGUGUCUGCCGUCAAGGGUCUGGGCAUCACCAUUAAGAACUUCUUCCAGGGGAUGCCAGUUGUGAGGCAUCCCCUCCCCUACAUCCUGUCCCUCAUCCUGGCACUUUCUCUCAGCACUCAGGUCAACUUCCUGAACAGGGCACUGGACAUUUUUAAUACUUCCCUGGUGUUCCCCAUCUACUAUGUGUUCUUCACGACGGUGGUGGUUACCUCCUCCGUCAUCCUCUUCAAGGAAUGGUACAGCAUGUCUGUAGUGGACAUUGUGGGCACCCUCUCUGGCUUUGUCACCAUCAUUCUGGGUGUGUUCAUGCUUCAUGCUUUCAAAGACCUGGACAUCAGCCAGACCAGCUUGCCCCACAUGCACAAAAACCCAACCCCAUCUCCCACCCCUGAGCCCACUGUCAUUAGACUAGAAGACAAGAAUGUCCUUGUGGACAAUAUAGAACUCUCCAGCACCCCAUCACCAGAAGAGAAGCCCAAAGUAUUUAUAAUCCAUUCUUAA